CCUAUCUGUCAGACUUCACAGCUGGUUCACACACAGCAUGGGAGCAACUCAGGAUCUGCCUGAUCUGAAGGAGAUGGAAAAAGAGGAUGGGGCAAUUUAAGUUUUCCCAGACUUAUUGAAUGGACUGUGUGACUAAUGGCUUACAGUGCUUUGUAGGAGUUACGGUUUAAGUGGUUUCAACUAUUUUCUAAUUCAUCCACUGAGGGUGUGUCUGGGACUCAGUGUUACUACCAGGCUACGGCAUGCAGGAUGGGCCAAACUCGCUCGGAUCUAUCGCACAGCACCGCCGCCCCCGGCAGAGCGAAGCGGAGAGCAGGCGAAACAGCUCAGCAGCGACUCUCUAUCUGCCUGUUUCGGUGCGGAGAGAAGCCACGGGGUGACCAGUUAAACCGGAAUCCGAUGAAAAAUAAAGUGUUAUCGUGUCUGGGAAGGAGAAAGCGAGACUCAGGUGAAACAGAAGCCGAUAUAGGUUGCGGAAACGGAGCCGGAGAUCCAGCAACGCGCCGCGAUCACAGAGUAGGAAAGUUGCCGAGGGACGAGGUUGUGUCGGCGGUUGGGGAGCACCGAGCAUCCCCGGGUUGUUUCGAGACCCCACCCGGCCUAGAUGGAAGUGACAAGGCUAUCCAACACACCGUGAACCGAGAGACAGCGGCUGAAUCGUCCGAUGCGUCUGGUUUGGGAACCGGUGAAGUCAGCGGAGCGGGCUGCGAGGAGCCGAAACCCGAGCGAGAGGACAAUGCCUCGGAUCCCCCGACGAGGGCCAUGGAAGAGCAGCUACCGGGGGGACACAACCAGGACCUUAUUGUGUCUGAGGAAUUAACCAGUGUGAGUUCAGCCCAGCUGCUUACUUCUGAUCCGGACACUGAGCGGACUUUGUCCCGCCUGUCCCCGGAUCGACCGGUGGACAGUGGGCUGUCGAUUACAGACGACCACGCGGAGGUUAAGAUGACUAAAAGUGACUGUAACACCGUUUCAUGUCGGCCCAAAGCGGCUCCCGUUAAAAGUGAGAGCCGAAAUGAAUCUGUUGUGGUCCCCCAGGGUCCCACAGGGGGCCAAAGUUUUCCAGGAACCAUACCGAAACUCAUAAUAACCAGAGACCCCAGUCCGACCCGCUCUCCUGCCCUGCUGACCGUCCGAACGGAGCUCAGCACCGGCUCGUGUCUGGAACCUCACCCCGAUGACGAGUCGCCCUGCUCGGACAGCGGCUGCGGAGGGUCCCCUGCGCUGAUGCGGUCCCCGAGGAAGCUGUCCAACUCCUCCUCCAUCGGCCUGUCCUCCGCCUCGUCCUUCGAGGAGUCCGAGGACGACUUCACCGGGAGCGACAUCGAGUCCAGUCUGUCUCCAGCCCGGUCAAUGUGCAGCCCGGAGGAUGGGACAGGGAAUAAGUCCUGGCAGAAACUGAAGACCAUGGUUCACUGGUCCCCCUUCGUCGUGUCCUUCAAGAAGCGUUACCCAUGGGUGCAGCUAGCUGGCCAUGCCGGUAACUUCCAGGCUGGGGAGUACGGACGCUUGUUAAAGCGAUACUGUGAGUGUGAGCAGCAGUGCCUACAGAAGCUGAUGGAGGACACUCUGCGGCCCCACGUGCCUGGUUAUUAUGGUGUAGUAAAGAGAGACGAGCAGGACUAUAAUCUGAUGGAUGACCUGCUUGCUGACUUUGACUCGCCCUCCAUCAUGGACUGUAAGAUGGGCAGCAGGACGUACCUGGAGGAGGAGCUGAUAAAAGCCAGAGAGCGUCCACGUAUGCGGAAGGACAUGUAUGAGAAGAUGGUUGCAGUGGACCCCGGGGCCCCCACAGAGGAGGAGAGGGCCCAGCAGGGAGUCCUCAAACCCCGAUACAUGCAGUGGAGGGAGACGCUCAGCUCCACAGCCACCCUGGGCUUCCGCAUCGAAGGCAUUAAGAAAGCUGAUGGAACUUGUAACACCAACUUUAAGAAGACAAAGCACAGGGAGCAGGUGAUGCAGGCCUUGGGGGACUUUGUAGCUGGAAACACACAGAUUCUGAAACUCUACCUGCAGCAUUUGGAGGAGCUCCGUUCAGUCCUCGAGCAGUCGCACUUCUUCAGAUCACACGAGGUCGUGGGCAGCUCUCUACUGUUUGUGCACGACGCCUCGGGGAAGGCCAGAGUGUGGAUGAUCGACUUUGGGAAGACGGUUCCCCUUCCGGACACUUGGACCUUGGACCACAGGACUCCGUGGGUGGAGGGGAACAGGGAGGACGGCUACCUGUGGGGACUUGACAACCUCAUAGACAUCUUCAGCAGUAUGCUCCCACAGACGCCUUGAGAGAAAGACUCAGAAGACUGCAGUGAGACAGAUGGUGGAAAAGAUACAAGACUGGGAGAGUUUGAAGAAAAGUAUUGAUGAUUACACAAACUGAGGCUGACAGAAGAAGGACCCACGCCAAGUGUCUUUAUCCCAUUAUACCUGUGUGAGAUGGAGAUGAACUGAGACAAGCGCAGGAUUUUUGAUGCAAAGUGGAAUAUGCCAAAGGCCGCCUUCAUGCUUAAUGCAUUCGUAGGACAGAACUGAAGGAAACAGCAGAAGGAUUGCAAAGAGGGAAAACUGAAUGCAGAACUUUUGUUACAUGAACUGUGGAGAGCAUCGUCCUCUGACUUCUUGGACCUCUAACAGUCUUUUUUUUCUACAAAGACACUUUUAACAUUGCUCAUCUCCCUCCUCAACAUCUCCCUCUGUUGCGUCAGAGUUGCACACUGCACUCUCACAAACAGUAGAGGAAUGAAACUUUUUAGCCUUUGAGGAGCAGAUUUUUGUCAUGGACCAUUUUGAUGUUUAAAUAUACAGCAACACUAAAACGCUGGUCUGACCACGUGUUAACUAACUUUAUGUAAAUACCAUUUUAUUUAAAAAUUUUUUUUGGCCUUGGUAUAAUCUCCUUACCUUGUUUGUACAAUUUCUGUGCCUAGCAUUUUUCAAGAGCUGUUUGAUCAUUCCAGUGCUUUGGACUCGUGCUGUUUUUCAUCCAAAGAGUUCACCUCCCAAGUGUAAACUGAUUUAAUCCCAAAGUUUAACUUCUUGCAGAAAAGUGUUUUUUCUGAAUUUGGAUUUUUUUUUUGUAUGAUAAUGCAGUGAGUUUUUUUCUUGUUUUCUCUGUGCAGUAAGAAGCUUGGCAGCCAUGUUUGUCUGGAAUUUGUUGCACUAUGGAUCCUCGCAAAGCCAUUGAACAAAUCAAGCGGUGCCUCUGUGUGUCUUAAGAUGGGAAGCAGCAGUUUACAGAUGCAUAUUUUUUAGAAGUUUGUAACAUUCCUUUAAGUUGUGAUCAGAGUUGCUUCAAAUUUGCAGGGAGUUUCACAGCAUAGCAGUGGUUGAAAUCAAACUGGAUUUACCUGAUCGAACUGAUAAGUCAGUUUUAGGCUUGUGUGAGGUUUCACUUAUCAGCUUACAUGUGAUCUGGAAACUGGAAAUUUUUAAUGUGUCUUAUGAUUCAACGGGUGACUAAUCGAAUACAACGAAGUCGCUUUUUAAACACAAGGCAGUGCUGUCAGUCUCAUUUAGCUACACUAAACACGAGCUUUGUGGGAUUAAAGUUGUUUAUGCAGCACGGAGAGUUUACAAAGAAACAACAUUGUUAUAUUUAGCGUCACUGCUCACAGUCAUAUCUGUUGUUCCUCCACUGGAACGCAGCAGGUCGUGAUCAGUCUUCAAGGCGUCCUUCAACAGUGUCAGGCAGCACUGUUUGGCUGUGUGUGUGUGUUAUCUGACUUCAUGAAAUUGGAAUUCAAAUUCGUUUUUUUUCAUUUACUGAAAAGUAAGCGUGCUGGGAGAGAGGAAUAAUAUGGUGUUUACAAAGUAUUAUAAGUGUUUGCCCACAAAUCUUCUAUAUUUGUAAAGUGGCAAACGAUCACGUUUUCACACUGUGUGCUGCUUUGUAAGUAAGAAAACUGGAUUCAUAACCACAUUUUGUAUAUUUGAAAGGCAGUGCUUUUUAAAGUCGCAAAGCACAGACAGACUGGUUAAAACUGAUAUUGAUUCCCUGCUUUGUCCAAGUCAUGGAUUGCAAUAAACUGGAAAUAGUUUUCA
Molecule: messenger RNA, 4038 nt
Organism: Plectropomus leopardus (leopard coralgrouper)
Lineage: Eukaryota; Metazoa; Chordata; Actinopteri; Perciformes; Serranidae
Gene: itpkcb
Product: inositol-trisphosphate 3-kinase Cb
Biological process (GO): inositol phosphate biosynthetic process; phosphatidylinositol phosphate biosynthetic process
Cellular component (GO): cytoplasm; nucleus
Molecular function (GO): inositol hexakisphosphate kinase activity
Source: RefSeq, a predicted model, not a curated record